UUUGUGAAAUCGUUCAAUUCAUUAUUCAAAUCGUUUCAAUUUUAAAAGUUGAACAGUACCCUCACGCGAAGGUGUAUUUUAUUUAGAAAAAGAAAAAUAAAUAAAAUUUUUACUAAUAAUAUGAAUUUAAAUUAAAAAUAAAAUAUUUAUAGUAUUAAUAAAAAGUUGUAGGUUAAAUGAUAUAAUAAAUUUAAUUUGUAGGCACAUCAGCAAUCAAAUCUGGCGUGUCCGAGAGAGGCUAUCAAAAUAUUUGUAAAACUUAAUUAAAAGCAAAAUAAAUAUCAACUUGCAUUUGUAAAAUUUCGAAAUGACCGGAAUUCCGAAAAUAAUGGUCUUUAGACCAACUUAUGACGAGUUCAAAAAUUUCGCAAAAUAUGUUGAAUAUAUGGAAAGCCAAGGAGCACAAAAAGCUGGUUUGGCAAAAGUAAUACCACCACCUGAAUGGAUCCCUAGAAAACGAGGUUAUGAGGACCUAGAUGCAUUAAAUGUAACAAUACCUGCUCCAAUAUGUCAGGUUGCAACUGGAAAGCAAGGUCUUUAUCAGCAAAUAAAUAUACAGAAAAAGCCUUUGACCGUUAAGCAAUUUAGUGAGCUAGCAAAUACGGAAAGAUAUCAGACUCCCAAACAUUUUGACUAUGAUGAUUUAGAGAGAAAAUAUUGGAAAAAUAUCACAUAUGUAGCACCGAUAUAUGGUGCUGAUAUUAGCGGAAGUAUAACCGACCCAGAUCAAAAUAUUUGGAAUAUUAAUAAAUUGGGGACUAUUUUGGAUUAUGUAAAUGAAGAUUAUGGCAUUAAAAUUGAUGGAGUUAAUACAGCUUAUUUGUAUUUUGGAAUGUGGAAAACAACUUUUGCAUGGCACACUGAAGACAUGGAUUUAUAUUCUAUAAAUUAUUUACAUUUUGGCGCACCGAAAACAUGGUAUGCGGUUCCACCUGAACAUGGUCGAAAAUUAGAAAAAAUAGCAAAUGAAUACUUUCCUGCUAGUUAUCAAAAUUGUCAUGCUUAUUUAAGGCACAAAAUGACUUUAAUAAAUCCACAAAUUUUAAAACAGCAUGGUAUUACUGUCAAUAAGAUCACACAAGAGAGUGGAGAAAUAAUGAUAACGUUUCCAUUUGGAUAUCACUCUGGUUUUAAUCACGGAUUUAAUUGUGCAGAAUCUACUAAUUUUGCAAUGGAACGGUGGAUUGAAUAUGGCAAAAGGGCGUCCCAAUGCACAUGCAGCAAUGACAUGGUAAAAAUAUCAAUGGACACAUUUGUAAAACGCUUUCAACCAGAUAAAUAUGAAGCUUGGCUAGAGGGCAGGGAUGUAGGAUUUCAUCCAGAAGAUCAAAGUCAUCAAAUACCAUCAAAUCCACCAUCUGAUUUCGAUGUUCUGUGUAAUAAAAAUAAUGAUGAAAUUGCGCCAAAUUUAAUAUCGAGAAUGAAAAAGCAAUGCAUGCCGAUGAAGAAGAAAACGUUUAAAGAGCGUAAUCCAGAUCUGGACUUGAAUGAAAUACAAUCGAAUCCUCAUAUACCAGAUGAUAUAAAAGCUGUUCUACAUGAAAGUGUUGUAACAUUGGAAGAAGAUGAGGAAGAAGAAUUAUGCGUACAAGAAAAUUUAAAGACAACUAAAGAAAUUCUUGAUUACAUUGAUGACUCUGAGCAAGAUGACGAAGAUGAUGUAAAACAAAGAAAGAGGCGUAAAACUGAUUCGGAAUAUGACGACGACUGGUUUUCAGCAAAUGCAAAAAAAUACAGAAUAAAAAAUACACCUAAAACUUCAAAAAAACUAACGAAAAAAAGAGAAUCUAAAAAAGCAAAAUCUGAGAAAGAAAAGGAAGAAGUUAAAGUAGUGCGGAGACGCGGUCGAAAGAAAAAAUCAGAAAUUGAUGAAAAGGAAUCAACUAAAGAUCAAACUACGAAUGCUGAAACUUUGAAAAAACUAAAUGCACACUUAACAAAACAACUGCAUAGUCCAACGCUUGAUUUAUUUAAUAAUGAGAAAAAAUUUGAAGGGAAAAUUCCUAUCAAAAAGACUGCGUCACCAACUUUAGACGAAAUUAAUGAUAAACAGAAGGAUUGUAAUGUUAAAACUGAAUUAAAUACUACUAAAAAUACUUCAAAUAGUAAAGUUACAAGAAGUGGUGCUAAAUCAGAACAGAAUGGCAAAAAAAUUGCCGACAAAGUUGCUUCAAUAACUUUUUCAGCAUCAUCUCCAAUAGUACCUUGUAAUUCUAUAUUAAAUACAAUUCAACAAAAUGGGAAUUCUCCAACAAAUGGUACAAGUCCCUUACAAGAUCCGCCCGCCCAAUCAAUUUUGACACCUCCUUAUACACCAAAAUCCAAGCAAGCAGAAAAUGAAAACACCAUGACUUCUAAGUUACCAGUAAAAGUUUUAUUUAACGACAAUUGUACAAUAAAUAUGGAACUUAAUGAAAAUGUAGAUGAUAAAAGUAGGUCAAAUUGCACUGACGAAAUUCCAUCACAACAGCCUAAAUUAAUAGAUCAAUUACGAGCAAUGCGUAAACCCAAUUUCUAUAAUUUGUCAACAUUAUCACCACCAUUAGAAGAAAAAACUAUAGAAAAUAAACUUGAUAAAACUUAUAAACCAUCGUGUGAAAACUCUAAUCAAUAUAUAAUAUCAAAUUGUGAUAAGGUUUCUGAUGUUGAUUCUUUAAAUUCGAAAUCAUAUAAUAAUAAUGAAGAACAAAGUAAAUCUGAUUGUUUUCUCAAACAAUCUAGGUUUGUAGAAGAAAUUCCAUGUAAACUUUUAACGCAUGAAAUAGAAAAAAAAUAUGAUGAAAAAAAUUAUAUUUCCGAAAAUUAUAAGCAAAAAACUAAAAACCUCACUCCCCCACUUCAAUACACUGAAAUAAGCUUUAUGAACGAAAAUCUAAGGAAUUUAUUAAUGCAAGAAAAGAUAGACUUAAAUAGUUUAGCAUCAAAAAAUAUUACAUCACUUCAACCAAUUGUAGGAAGCCAACAUUUAGAAGAAAUGGAAACUAGUCAAAAUGUUAUAAAUAUAAGAAACGAUAAAGAAAAGACAAGUGAAAUUAAGAAUAAAAAUUCAGAUGCAACUUAUUCUACAAUUUUUGCAUAAAAUCUUUCAUCAAUGGAACCUGUUGAGAUCUCGUUUUUAAGUCAAAACUAUUCAACAAACUAAUAUUUGCGUCUGAACUUUCAAUAUAUACAUAUAUUUCAGUAUUAUUUAUUCAAUCCGCUUCUAAUUAAACUAUAGUUUCAGUUUUUUGAAAAUUAUUUAUUUUUUUUUCAAUAAGUAUGCAUACAUAUUCGAUUUCUAUUAAUUUGAACAUUUGUUAUUUUCAAGUAAAUUUUAAUAUUUUUACUAUGCAAAAAAAUAAUGUUGAAAAUACAUAUUAGAAAUUAUCACAAUAUCUAAAUUUGAAACACGUAUUUGGAAUACCAAACCUAUAUUGUGAAACUACAAAAUUAAUACAAAAAAAAUGUUUGGUAUUUCUUAAAUUUCAUUAACUAACUUUAUUCAUCUUU
Molecule: messenger RNA, 3489 nt
Organism: Condylostylus longicornis
Lineage: Eukaryota; Metazoa; Arthropoda; Insecta; Diptera; Dolichopodidae
Product: probable lysine-specific demethylase 4B
Exons: 7
Coding region: 308-3079 (923 amino acids)
Biological process (GO): chromatin remodeling
Cellular component (GO): nucleus
Molecular function (GO): histone H3K9 demethylase activity; histone H3K36 demethylase activity
Source: RefSeq, a predicted model, not a curated record